AUGGGUGAAGCCAAGAAGACCGACGACUAUGCCGUCGACAUGGAUAAGUUGGAUAAGCUGGAUCAAGGCAACAAAGAAUUCGAGGCCGCUCCUCCUCCACAGCCUCGUCCUGCUCCGUCUAGCAAUGCCUCUAACAACCCUGCCUUGCCUGUUCUUGCAUACUGCGGUUCGUCCAUCUUGAUGACCGUUAUGAACAAGUAUGUUCUAUCGGGUCUGGACUUCAACCUCAACUUCCUGUUGCUCAUGGUUCAGUCUCUUGUUUGUAUCGUGGCGAUUCAGACUUGCAAGUCUAUGGGCUUUAUCACUUACCGUGACUUUAGCACUGACGAGGCACGGAAAUGGUUCCCCAUUACUCUCCUGUUGAUCGGCAUGAUCUACACUGGCUCCAAGGCCCUCCAGUUCCUUUCCAUUCCCGUUUAUACCAUCUUCAAGAACUUGACCAUUAUUCUCAUCGCCUACGGUGAGGUCCUUUGGUUCGGUGGUUCUGUCACCAGCAUGACCCUCUUCUCUUUCGGCUUGAUGGUUCUCAGCUCUAUCAUUGCCGCCUGGGCUGAUAUCAAGCACGCCGUUGAGAGCAGUGGUGACACCUCCAGCAAGGUCUCGACCCUGAAUGCUGGUUACGUUUGGAUGUUGAUCAACUGCCUCUGCACUUCUUCUUACGUUCUGUGCAUGCGCAAGCGCAUUAAGCUGACCAACUUCAAGGACUUCGACACCAUGUUCUACAACAACUUGCUGUCCGUCCCCGUCCUGAUCGUCGCCACCCUCCUGGUCGAGGACUGGUCCGCCGCUAACCUGGCCCGUAACUUCCCCGAGGCCAACCGCAACGGCAUCUACCUUGCUAUGAUCCUGUCGGGUCUGUCAUCCGUCUUCAUCUCCUACACCUCCGCUUGGUGUGUGCGUGUUACCUCGUCCACCACUUACUCCAUGGUCGGUGCCCUGAACAAGCUCCCUAUCGCUGUGUCUGGCCUGAUCUUCUUUGAUGCUCCUGUUACCUUCCCUAGCGUGUCUGCCAUUGGCGUUGGUUUCGUCUCCGGUAUUGUCUACGCUGUGGCCAAGAUCAAGCAGAGCGCCAAGCCCAGAACUGGUGUUCUGCCUACUUCCAACCCACUGGUUAGCGCUAGCAGCCAGAGCAUGCGUGACUCGCUGCGCUCUUAA
Molecule: messenger RNA, 1155 nt
Organism: Penicillium malachiteum
Lineage: Eukaryota; Fungi; Ascomycota; Eurotiomycetes; Eurotiales; Aspergillaceae
Gene: gmtA
Product: GDP-mannose transporter
Exons: 4
Coding region: 1-1155 (384 amino acids)
Biological process (GO): transmembrane transport
Cellular component (GO): Golgi apparatus
Molecular function (GO): GDP-mannose transmembrane transporter activity; antiporter activity
Source: RefSeq, a predicted model, not a curated record